UUUUAAUAAAAAUGUUCAGAAUUUUUAGGCCAAGAACUUUUGGUUACCUGAAAGCAAGGAAAUUCACCGCUAAUACUAACUUACUGGGAAGAAGUCUCAAAGGAGAAGGCGUAAAAGCAGCUAAGAAUAGAGUCAUUGGGUAUGAUAAGAUGGUGUUAAACAAGCUUUCUUUCUUCCAUCUCACAGGGAACGUGUUCACUGCUUACUGUGUUCUAAAAUCCAUCGGAUGGGCUCAGUCAAUUCUUGAAAGGAAGCAGAAUAAGAUCUAUGAGGAUCAGAUCUUGAGUGAAGUUGCUAAGUCUAAAGGAGUUCCUAUCAGUGAGACAAAACAAUUUGAGUAUUCCGAAUAUUUGGAUCAAUACACACAAGAGUUAGCACUUUCUUUGCCAAUAAUUUUCCUCUUGGGAAUGUACACCAACAGAAGGUUCGGAUCAGUCUACUCUUUCAAGCUGCUAGCCGCUUCUUAUGGACUUGGAUUCUUAUUGAGACAUACAGGUUUUGGCCCCUCAGGAGAGUUUGAAGGUUCCUCUUUGAAUAUCGCUGGAGCUUUAGGAGCUCAUACUAUUCUGAGAGUAGGGUUGCCAUUCCCAGUCGCGUUGCUAUUAUCUUCUUCACUAAUUCCAUUCACUGGGCUCGCUGGACCAAUUGCGGGGUCUAUCUUUGCGAUUGCAUUCUAA
Molecule: messenger RNA, 677 nt
Organism: Moneuplotes crassus
Lineage: Eukaryota; Ciliophora; Spirotrichea; Euplotida; Euplotidae
Source: the annotation of a GenBank genome assembly